AUGACAUUGGACUUGGAGCCCAUGGAAGAUUUAGUUAUUGACGUAGUAGGAGAGGGACUCAGGGAUAACGGAGAGGAGCAUCUCGUGUCCUUACCUUUGGAAGAGGCGAGAAGCGCAGAGCAUGAACCCGACACUUUUUUGUCUUCUAGUGGGCAGGACGAGGAUAGGGACGACUACUCACCCACGUCGAAGUGUCCUCCAGCAGCAAGUAAAAGCCCGGCGUCGGUAAAGCCUCCGUACUCAUACAUCGCUUUGAUAACAAUGGCCAUAUUACAAAGCCCCAAAAAGCGACUUACCCUCAGCGAGAUAUGUGACUUUAUCAGCCACCGCUUCGUUUAUUAUCGUGAGAAGUUCCCUGCCUGGCAGAAUUCCAUCAGACACAACCUUUCGCUCAAUGACUGCUUUGUCAAAAUGCCCCGGGAGCCUGGUAAUCCAGGGAAGGGAAACUACUGGACGCUAGACCCCAAUUCUUCGGACAUGUUUGAGAAUGGGAGCUUUCUGCGCCGAAGGAAGAGGUUCAAACGCCAGCAUUUUCGUUUCGGGGUGCUCAAGGAGCAACCCCUUGAGCCCAGUGGCUUUCACAACUUUUAUGGUACUUAUGGACUUGGCACAGCGGGUCUUCAGCUACCCAGUUUGGAGAUAUAUCCAUUCGGCUUCCAUCACCAUGCGCACUCGUCAUGCGCACCCGUCAUCCCACCUGUUAGCAGCCUCCUACCGGCUUUGUCGAGCCUGUUUACCCGGAACUCAUUCGCUGCCAAGGCUUUUCUUCAAUCACAGCAGCCUGUCACUAUCGGGUCCUUCAAUCCGAGCCGCUAUGCCACCUUUUCUUCCGCUUUGACCUCCAGCGCUCCAUAUGCGUCCCCUGCGCUGUUUCACUCCGCGGCGUCUCCACAUCUCGUCAGUUUACAUGAAGAAUAUCAGAAAUUACAAACUCAGCGCAGCACCUCUGACCUGGCUAAUGAGCAGUGCUUGUGA
Salvelinus namaycush (lake trout) is the source of this 975-nucleotide messenger RNA. Its product is annotated as forkhead box protein D2-like. NCBI's taxonomy places the organism in Eukaryota, Metazoa, Chordata, Actinopteri, Salmoniformes, Salmonidae. Gene Ontology annotation, biological process: cell differentiation; regulation of transcription by RNA polymerase II; anatomical structure morphogenesis. The transcript has a single exon. The record is from RefSeq and is a predicted model, not a curated record. The coding region runs from base 1 to 975 and encodes 324 amino acids. Gene Ontology annotation, molecular function: RNA polymerase II cis-regulatory region sequence-specific DNA binding; DNA-binding transcription factor activity, RNA polymerase II-specific.